CUUCAGCCUUGAUCAUUCGAAUUCGGGUUUGGAAACAGUCAGUCCCGUCGCUUUCUUAGUUCUUGGCCUACAGCCUACUGCAUGCUACGAACAUACUAAAAGUUAAUUACAUAAUUUAAAUAUAGUACGGAAUACAUACCUCUUACAAAUCUAUCCUGCUCAAUCAAGAUAUACAUCAAACAUACAUCUUACUUACACAUCUACAUCUUAACAUACAUACCUCUUAACAUACAACUAUCUUAUAAAUAUCAAGAGACUUCCCCCGGAGUCAUAAAUUUACAAUACAUUCGGCUUUCAAGAAAACCGAAGGCCUCUCAUUGUCUACCCCCUUUUAGAGACGUAGUCUUGCAAUCAUAGCAUUCCGCCGGGGCGUCUGACCCGCCCCUGGUAAAAGGCGUUAGGCAGCCUCAAUUCGUGUCGCAUUCCCUCCACCUCGCCGCAAUCGAUAAAGACAUUCCUCAUUUUUCAUACGAAGCCUUUCCACAUAUUCGGAAUAUACACCAUUGCCAGCUUCAUACUGAACGGUGAACCCCACUAUACUUAUCGUGAAGAUUCAAAUGAUAAGCGCCAACCAAGUCUCAGUUGAAGACUUGGGGUGCAGGACUAAAGUGCGGGACUAAGAGAGGACGGUACCUAGCCAUGGCAUCUAACUCGUCGGGAAAGCCACCCAGGGUCCUUGCUUGUGUUUUGUGCCAAAAUAGAAAGAUCAAAUGUGACCGCAGAACUCCUUGUUCCAACUGCAUCAAGGCCAACGUUUCCUGUACUCCAAGUACCCCGGCGCCUGCACGCAAGAGACGGAGGCCCAACCAAGACUUACAGCAGAGGCUCGCCCGGUGCGAGGAGUUGCUGUCCGAAUAUGCCACCGCCAAACCACCAGCUCCCUCGUCCACUGAAUCACCAAGCCAAGAUGAGUCUUGGAGACCCCUCGGGAAACUGAUAGUCGACGAUGGCGGCGUUAAAUUUAUAGAUAGUUUCUUAUGGGCUACUAUUCACAGCGAACUCUCGGCAAUGCGCGAGAUACUCGAGGAUGAAGAAACAGUAGACGAUCCAUGUACUCCAGCCGAGUCGCAAAUUUCCGAUCUCGAUGCAGGACUCAUAUUAUCAGAUACUUCUAACACCGAUUUAGAAGAGCUACAUCCCCAACCAGCUCACGUAUUCCGCCUAUGGCAGAUUUUCAUCGAAAGAGUCAACCCAAUAACUAAGGUGAUCCAUGUUCCUACAGUCCAGCCACUGCUCGUCGAAGCAGCGGCAAGUAGAGCAAAGAUACCUAAGAAUGCCGAGGCCCUGCUAUUUUCCAUAUAUCUAAUGGCGACCGUGGCUCUAACCGAAGAUGAGUGCUUAGAGCGGUUUGGGUACACUAAAGAUGUGGCUUAUACUCGCUUUUCCAAGGGUUGCCGUUCAGCUUUAAUGCGCAUCGGCAUUCUAAAAAACUACGACCUAGUUGUCUUACAAGCCUUAGUGCUAUACUUGUUCUCCCUGCCGGGUCAUUAUGACCGCCAUGCGGCAUGGAUUUUAAAUGGCGUCACGGUGAGGAUCGCGCAAAAAAUGGGACUUCAUAGAGAUGGAGAAUUCCUCGGACUAUCGCCGUUCGAGACUGAGAUCCGGCGACGAAUAUGGUGGCAAAUUAUUUUGCUUGAUGCCAUGUACGCGCUUAUGUCUGGCCUAGGUCAUUCCCUCCUCCCACGCUCCUGGGACACAAAGACACCCUUGAACCUCAACGACUCUGAUCUUUACCCUACCAUGACCACCCUCCAACCCAAAGACAGUCCCACGGAUAUGAUAUUCCGCCUCGUAUGUUGCGAGCUUGCCGCGACUAUGGUUGACACCCCUGAGCUUCACACGGUUAUCAUGCAGAAUGAGAUGGGGGUAGACAACCCCGAACCCGAAAAAGUCGAAAGGGCCACUAGGCGCAUCGAUGAGCUGGAUAGAACUUUGACGGAGAUCCUCACCAAGUAUAGCGAUCCCUUAAUGGGACCUGUGCACGUCUUAGCGACCGAGACGAAGUCAAUAAUGGUCGACAAGCUACGAGAGCUUGUUUGCCCACUCAGAAGUCAGCCGGAAUGGGGCACCGAAAUCUUAACGCCCAAAGACAACCUAUUUAAGCUGUCUCUCACGGCAGGGGAGCAGAAUUUGCGGAUGUACCAGAUACCUCAGACCGAGGGCUUUUUUCUCUGGUUUAUGAUGUCACAUUUUCAGAUAGAAGUUUUCAUAUAUAUGGUCGGGCAGCUGAGCACACGCACAUCUGGACAGCUGGUAGAAAGGGCAUGGCAGGUGGUCGAAAUGUUCUACCAGUACCACAUGGAAUUAUACGAUCUCUCGAUGAAGGCGCACAUGGCGUCCGCUAUCUUUACGAUACGAGCCUGGAACGUACGAGAAAGGAUACUUCGGGAUACAACGGGAUCUGCUCCGGAGACGCCGGGCUAUAUAGUCAAGCUGCUAAGUCUUCUUCCACCCGACGAGACUAGGCAUACACGCACUGAUGAAGCGUCUACCGUGACGAGUCUAAACAUGAGCCCUACUGCGCCUACACAACAACCCAGCACAGAGGUUUCUUGGGAUCAGAUGCUUGGCUUUGUCGAUGCUAAUUCCAUCGACUGGGGCGAUAUGUUUUCGGUACCGGCCGGGGGGCAACCGCAGCUGAAUUUCGGAGGUUAUGCAACGGUGUUUGGGGGAAACUCGAUUAACUGGAUGUAGACAUCCCAUCGGAAGAAUUAGAGGAUACGGACGUUGCCACUCACGUACUGGUGUUUCAUCCUGCUUUCGUGUUUGUUCUGGUCAUGAUGGGGCACUUGCUUUAGCCAUAGAAAUGGUAUGGUAAUAAAGAAACGGACAGACGCGCCGUUAUUGAACACUUCAGGGAUUGGGUGGUAUGCGCUGAGCAUGUUUACUCUGUUGAGUACUGGCGGAUGGAUUGGUAGGAUAGUCGAGAGGUACCGACAAGGACUGAACGAGUACUCGGGGGUUGUUCUUGAUAUCUAUCCAGCUGGCUUGAUAAGAUAUGGCGUCAUAAUGCCGUGUAAUGCUAUUCGCUAUUGUAAUAGAUGAAUCCAAUCAAGAGUAACUACUGGUAAGUUGAAUAUCUAUAUUAUGGGAGGAGCCGAGUGGUAUAAAUUACCUACGGUAUAGGAACAUUUGGAGCCUGGCGACGACCCAUGGGUUUGAAAGUAGUUUUCUCUGGUUCUAGAACAGCUUUAGUCCCAAUGGCUACCAUAGGUAUCACUAAUAAUUCAACUCUUCACUCCA
This is a messenger RNA of Daldinia loculata, 3243 nucleotides long. Its product is annotated as fungal-specific transcription factor domain-containing protein. The record is from RefSeq and is a predicted model, not a curated record. Lineage: Eukaryota; Fungi; Ascomycota; Sordariomycetes; Xylariales; Hypoxylaceae. The transcript has 6 exons. Gene Ontology annotation, molecular function: zinc ion binding; DNA binding; DNA-binding transcription factor activity, RNA polymerase II-specific. Bases 640 to 2694 code for a protein of 684 amino acids. Gene Ontology annotation, biological process: DNA-templated transcription; regulation of DNA-templated transcription.